This is a messenger RNA of Oncorhynchus mykiss (rainbow trout), 4151 nucleotides long. Its product is annotated as histamine H2 receptor-like. The record is from RefSeq and is a predicted model, not a curated record. Gene Ontology annotation, molecular function: neurotransmitter receptor activity; G protein-coupled serotonin receptor activity. Gene Ontology annotation, biological process: chemical synaptic transmission; G protein-coupled receptor signaling pathway, coupled to cyclic nucleotide second messenger. Gene Ontology annotation, cellular component: plasma membrane; dendrite. NCBI's taxonomy places the organism in Eukaryota, Metazoa, Chordata, Actinopteri, Salmoniformes, Salmonidae.
ACGGAGUCGAGUAACGUUAGAGCAGAGAGGAGGAAAGAAGAGAGAGAUGACACAGUACAGGAGUUGGAGUAGCACUGAGACUGCGAUGAAGUUGUGACCUGAAUGCGAAAGAAAGCUGAGUGAUAUGGAUAACAUGGAGCAGUGUGGACCAGUCACCAACAGAGGGCGGUGUUCUACAGCCCAUCGUCACAUGCUGGACCAACCAUCGGACUCCUCAUCGCCCCUUCACUCAGAGGACCUGUGAUACACUGACCUCUCCAUCCAGAAACCAAUGCAAUUGGACAUAUACAUAUAUAUAUAUAUCAAAUAUACACAAACAUACCAAGGAAAAUAGCUCAAACACACAGAUGAAUCUCCAUCCACGUACAUCAGUAUGGAUACAGCCACACCCAGAUGAAGCUUCUCUAAAGGAUUUAUCCACUAGUCCGGACUGAGUUGUUGUAGGGCAGGGGUUAGGGUUGGGACUGGGUGUAAGGGAGGGGUUAGGGUUGGGACUGGGACUCCAGUGAGGAUGCUGUCUAUGGUGAUACUCGGUGUUUUCCUGUCCCUGCUCAUCCUGCUGACAGUGUGUGGUAACGUCCUGGUUUGUCUGGCCGUCUGCGCCACACGACGUCUCCGCUGCCUCACCAACUGUUUCAUCGUCUCCCUCGCCAUCACUGACCUGCUGCUUGGCAUGCUUGUCCUGCCUUUCUCCGCCCUCCUCCAGCUCAGCGAUUGGCCUCUGGGGCCGACCAUCUGCAACAUCUACAUCUCAUUGGAUGUUAUGUUGUGCACCGCCUCCAUCCUCACGCUACUGGCCAUUAGCCUGGACCGCUACCUGGCCGUGACCGCGCCCCUUAGAUACUCCUCACUGGUGUUGCCGAGGCGAGUUGCCUUUGCUAUGGCGUUGGUGUGGGCGGUGUCGCUAGCAGUGUCAUUCCUGCCAAUCCACCUGGGAUGGAACACGGUGGACGGCAACGUGCAGAAUCGCGGCCAGGGGGACAACAUGACAGAGUGUAACUUUGAGCUGAACCCAUCGUACGCUGUCGUGGACUCCUCCUUAACCUUCUACCUCCCCCUGCUGAUCAUGUGCUGGACCUACCACCGUAUUCUUCGCAUCGCUCGGGCGCAGGCCAGGCGCAUCAUCCACGCGCGCCCCAGACUUAACAACAACAACAGCUCCUCGUCAGCCCCUCGUCAACUCACCUCAGUAACAGCGGUGGCUCUACGGGAACACAAAGCCACAGUGACUCUAGCAGCAGUGAUCGGGGUCUUCGUGGUGUGCUGGCUGCCCUACUUCACCCUGUUUACCAUUAUGGGUCUGAAGAAGCAGAACUACCCAGCAGCCUACCCCGUGGUGCAGUGGCUGGGGUACAUCAACUCAGCUCUGAACCCUUUGCUCUACGCUGCCCUAAACAGAGACUUUAGGUCCGCCUACGCCCGCCUGCUGCGCUGUGGUUACUACGGCUACGGCAGGGGGAGGGGCCGGCCACCAUACCCCAACACAUUCAUGACAGGUGGGGGGAAAGUAUGUGGAGGGGAGGUGGAUCUGCUGUGUGGACACACCUCUUCCUGCAGGGCGGGGCCAAGUGAGACAGGUAUGAUGCUACAGGAAGUCAGCAGAGGAACGGCCACGCCGUCUCCUCAGCACAGCAACGGGGCCGCUGUCGCCAACGGCAACGACAGAUCCUGCUGACCCUGCAUCUAACUGUGAGGAGGACUCAGUGUCCCACCAGUCAUGUACGCUGAGCCCAGCCAGCCUGACCCACACACCUAGCCCAGGGGUCAAUCACAUCACUGACAAGACACAGGGACUAUUUGGCCAUCUCCAGAAAGGAGAGCAGGCUACGAAUGUGAAGGAACUCAUCCAAAAUAUCACACGCAAUCCAGAACAAGGAUACAGAGGACUUCCAACCAAAAAUGUUUUAUCAGAGUCUAUUUCUAUCCCUUCAACCAAUGAGCAGUGACUGGGGAAAGCCACGAGUCACUUUGUUCUCGAACACUGAUACCUGGAAAGAAAUAUCACGGGAUGGACAGAGAGACAGAAAGACUAAAACUCUCUUCCCAGCUUGGUAGUGGACUCUAACCACUGCUGUUAGUCGUAUGAACCUGAGGGCUUCCAAUGUAGCAGAUACUUUGCCCCCAAUCAAUGGAAUAUGAUACCACAACCUGACAAGGAGACUAGACGCUUAGCAAUUAUUUAAUUUAUAUCAAAAUAAUCAGUCUUCUGAGAGAAAAAUAAAAAAACAUUAUUUGACAGUGUUUCAUCUUUAUGGGGAAUUGUAUGAUUGUGCAGCUACUGUAUAUGUGUGCUCUAUGAUGUUGUUAUACAUGUAUGUGUGUGUACAUGUACUGGACUAAAAUAUGUCCCAGAAAGUCUUGGAAUCCAAUAUUUGUAAUUUCUAACCAGAGUGCCAUCUCUGUUCUUGUAAGGUUGUGAAGGUAUAUCCCCUACAUCCAGGGAUGGUACUGAAUGGUGGGGGUGGAGUGGUGCAGUCAAUGGUAUUUACCACAGUAGUCAAGGAUUCUAAUAAUAGUAUAGCAUUUAUUUGCUUCGUGAGCUCUCUCAUGGUAGCCUAAUCAGAACCUUGUACAAAAAGGAUGAAAAAUAAAAGUAAAGUUCUUGAAAAAAAAGGAACAUAACUUGUUUUUUAGGACAAAUUAACAGAGGUUUUUAGUUUGUAAAGAAAUGUGGCAUAUUGCUGGUCUGCACACAUCAACAGCCAGUCGCUUAGGCCCAACCUGCCGGUGUGCUGGUACUAAUGGUUUCUCACAACUGAUGGCUUAUACGAUUGUGGCUAGAUGGAAGUGACUUUGCGCAGCAGGUUAUGAGAACUAACGCAGCAGGUUAGGAAAAUUAAAAUAGCAGGUUAGGAGAACUGGAAUAAGGUUAGGAAAAGCUCAAAUGCUACAGUUGUCCCCGACGCGACAACUCGAUGGAGUUGUACUCCAUCUACAGACAACCAUAAAAGCCAUCAGUUCCAAGAAACCAUCCGUGGCCUACCGCCACACCGGUCUGCACACAAUAACCUCCUGUCGCUUACAGAAGCAGCAUUGAGCUGGCACUGAAAUACCUUUAAGAAAUACACUGUUUAAGAAUUAGCGGGAAUGCUAGUAGGCUAGUGCUAACCUCAUAGCUAGGUCUACAGAGACAGCUAUACAGUAAGGAUAAUUUUACAUAGCAAACAUCUACCCAAAAUAAAAUAGACCAUUAUUGAUUAGGAUAAACUAAGUAAUAUUGAAAAUUCAACCAAAAUUACCCCCCCUCCCCCUCGCCCAGUCUGUAGAAAUAUACGAUAACUAAAACUAAAAUCAAUGUCAGGCCUACAAAACUCAAGGACAGAAACCGGGCGCUCUAUCAACCUUAAUGACUGUCCCAAGGAGGAGACUUGUGAGUGAGAUGUGUCUACAAACAUUCUGAUGAGGCAGAAAUUGUCUUGGAAUCUGAUAUUUGUCAUCUCAUUUCUAACCACAGCAGGCUACAAUCAGUGUUCUCCAUUUCCACAAUCCAUCCGUCGAGUCGACAAAGCACAUGAAUCAUGUCUAAAGAAUGCCUACUGAUAUAGAGGUAAGUGAGGGGAAUGGGCAGAUACGAGUGCCUGUUCUCAACUACAAUAUGGAGGUCAGUUUGGGUUUCAGGGCUUCAUUCAAUCAGAUCCGCUUUAGCCAACAUCCGCAUAGCCGUUGUUUUGGUGUGUCAAAGGUGGAACUGCUUUAGAGCUGUCAAAUCCACAAGUGGCUUCCGGCAUUACACCUAAAGUGACCAUUGCCAAUGUUCAUGGAGUUGCAUUAACAGAAAUCCCAUGCAGCCUUGUUUACAAGUUUCAACACCGGAACUUGAGUUGUAAGGUACACCUCAUUAGGAUUUGAGUAAGAGAUGGAUUGAAGCCUGGAUUCAAACCAGGGGCCGCUGCGCCACUCAGAAGUCUUAAAGAGGAGGGUAUAGUAUUUUUUACAUCUAGUCCAGGGGAGGGUUAUGUCAUUUGUAAAUGAUGAAAUGUUAAUAUGUCUCAGUUUUUUAGAAGGAGUUGCUGAUAAAGCUAUAUAUCGAUGUGUGUUUCUUGCCCAUGAUGUAGGAUUAUUUAUCAGCGUUAUUGACCUCACAAUAGAGUUUAACCGAUUAAUCGGAAUUGUCGAUUAAUUAGGGCCGAUUUCAAGUUUUCAUAACAAUC